Molecule: messenger RNA, 816 nt
Organism: Cryphonectria parasitica EP155
Lineage: Eukaryota; Fungi; Ascomycota; Sordariomycetes; Diaporthales; Cryphonectriaceae
Product: pyridoxamine 5'-phosphate oxidase
Exons: 2
Coding region: 1-816 (271 amino acids)
Biological process (GO): pyridoxine biosynthetic process
Molecular function (GO): pyridoxamine phosphate oxidase activity; FMN binding
Source: RefSeq, a predicted model, not a curated record
AUGGCUCUUCAUCAGGCCAAGUCGGAGAAACUUAUCUUCGCACCUGCCGGCUCCGCGCAAAACACCCGCGCCGACCAGUUCACCCAACAUGAAGGCACAGGCGGCCUCCACCGCCGCGACCUGGACCCCCACAGCCCCAUCACCCAGUUCCACGCCUGGUUCGCCGCCGCCCAGUCCAGCACUUCCCCAUCAUCAUCAUCAUCAUCAUCAUCAUCAUCAAAGACCACCCCCGCUAUCCCCCACCCUGAAACCUGCACCCUGUCCACAGCCCAACUCCCCUCGGGCCGCGUGAGCGCCCGCAUAGUCUACAUGAAGGAACUCGACCCCCGCGGCUUCGUCAUCUACUCCAACUUCGGCACGAGCGGCAAGGCGCGCGACCUGGCCUCUGGGAACCCCUGGGCGGCACUGACGUUCUGGUGGGAGGCGCAGGAGCGGCAGGUCCGGGUCGAAGGGCGGGCGGAGCGGCUGGAGCGGGCAGAGAGCCAAAAGUAUUUCGAUACGAGGGUCAGGGGAAGUCGGGUCGGGGCUUGGGCGAGCCGGCAGAGCGCGGUGUUGCGGCCGCGGGAGGGACAGGGGAAGGAGCAUGGCAGCGAUGAUGAUGAUGGGCGGGAGAUGCUUCACGACUGGGUUAGGGAGGCGGAGAAGAAGUUUGAGGGGACAGAGGAGAUCCCCGUGCCCGAGUUCUGGGGUGGCCUGCGCAUCAUCCCUGAGAGGGUCGAGUUCUGGCAAGGGAGGGAGAACAGACUACACGACCGGUUCGUUUACGACCGCGUGGAGGGAAGUGAUACCUGGACCUUGGAGAGGUUGAGCCCGUAA